Messenger RNA from Enterobius vermicularis (human pinworm), 1293 nucleotides. Lineage: Eukaryota; Metazoa; Nematoda; Chromadorea; Rhabditida; Oxyuridae. The record is from the annotation of a GenBank genome assembly.
CACUUACUCAGAAACUUAAUUUUUUUGUCGGUUAUCUACUUCCUUUUCCACGUACGAGUUCCAGAUUUGUUCAUGUAUUUCUCCCUAACUUUGAAAAAGUCUAAUACCAAAAUAUCAUUUGUCUCUUAUGCAGACUUGAAGGAGCGGCUUGAGAGGUCCAGACUGCCUGAAAGUCUGGAAAAUUCAGAUACUUUUGAAUAUGGCUUUAGUCCAUCAUAUUUAAAAGAAGUUAUUGAUUAUUGGAAGAAUUCGUACGACUGGAAGAAAUGGGAGAAAACUCUGAACCAAUUUCCCCAGUUUACAACAUCACUUGAAGGCUUACGAGUUCACUUUAUCCACGUAAAGCCUCCACCUGGAAAGUACAAAAAAACAUUCCCACUUUUAAUUUCGCAUGGGUGGCCCGGAAAUGUUUUUGAAUUUUACAAAAUUCUGCCUAUGCUAUCUGACCCGAUCACUUAUCUCGGUCAUUCUUCAGAUUAUGCAUUUGAAGUUAUUGCACCAUCUAUUCCUGGCUUUGGCUGGUCCAGCCAUCCAGCAAAGAAAGGCUUUGAUCAGUGGGCAGUAGCAAGGAUUUUUCGAAAACUGAUGUUGCGUCUAGGCCAUAGAAGGUUUUUUGUUCAAGGUGGCGAUUGGGGAGCAGUAAUUACGAAGAAUAUCGCUAUCUAUUACGCAGAAAGCGUUCUGGGCCUCCACCUAAAUUUGCUACAGGUACCCCCACACUCGAACUUUAGAGCUGCAGUUCUCACGGUUCUCGGAUUCCUUUUGCCUCCAGCUACUCUCUUCAGUCAUCCUGGUUCAUUCAUAUAUGGUAUUGGUGGAGUGAAGGAUCUUUUUUUGCAGGAAACUGGUUAUUUUCAUAUUCAGGCAACGAAACCAGAUACAGUAGGUAUUGGCUUGACAGACUCACCGGCUGGGCUAGCUGCUUAUAUUUUGGAAAAGUUUUCUACGGGGACUGCUCGACAUAAUCGUUACUUACCGGAUGGCGGGCUUACGAAGAAGUUCUCUCUCGAUGAGCUUUUAACUGUAGUGACAAUUUAUUGGAUCAAUGGAAAUAUAGUUUAUUCUCAGAGGUUCUACAAAGAGUAUACUUUUAGGGCUUAUGUUAGUGUACCAACGGGUUUAGCCGCAUUCCCAAACGAAAUGUUAUAUGGAGCACAACCAAAGGAAAUCCUACAAACUGCUGUGAAUCUAACAAGAUAUACAGAGAUGAGACGUGGAGGACACUUUGCUGCACUUGAGGAGCCGAAAUUGCUUGCUAAGGAUGUUUUUGAUUUUGUUGAUGAAAUAUUAUAG